Molecule: messenger RNA, 1315 nt
Organism: Heterotrigona itama
Lineage: Eukaryota; Metazoa; Arthropoda; Insecta; Hymenoptera; Apidae
Source: the annotation of a GenBank genome assembly
AUGGCCUCGCCUCAGAAAUUAGCAACAAAAUUGCGUAGCAUAUCACCCAGGAUAUUAAGAAACGUGGAAGAAAGGUAAUGCAACACUGAAGCAAUGUAACGUUAAACUUCACUUAUUUAAAGAAAUCAAUUUAAUACUGUAUCGUCAUAGAACUUUCCUAACUGCAACGACUCCUACAAGAGGAUCAUAUAGGAAAGCUGUUGAAAGCAAAAAUCAACUGUCACCUUUUAAUAUCGACACUCCCAACAGGCAAAUGAUAUUGAAAAAUGGUCUUCCCACUAAAAUUGGUACGUUUCUAGGAAGUGGCGGAUUUGGUACUGUGUACAAAGUUUCGUAUAAAGGUGAUCAAGUGGCAGCUAAGGUGAUGCAAACAGAAAAAUGUUCCAGCACGUUGAUACGUGAAAAACAUGCUUCUUUGCUAAGGCAUUCGAAUAUAGUAAAGGUGCUAAUGAUAGAACAGGGUGCUUCUCUGUCUUUAAUAACAAUGGAAUUAUGUGGUACCACUUUGCAAGAUUAUCUAGACGAAAAGAUCUUGAUCAAGACCAAACGAAUUUGCAUAUUAAAGGAUGUAGCUUGUGCUUUGCAAUUUUGUCACAAUGCCGGUAUCGUUCACGCAGAUGUGAAACCUAAAAAUAUAUUAAUGUCUGCAAAUGGCCAAUCGAAGCUCACCGACUUUGGUAGUUCUGUUUUAAUACAAGAAUCAAAUGAAAUUGAUAAAUUCCACGGGACGCCAGGAUAUGCCGCUCCAGAGGUAAUAAAGGAGAAUAAGUUAACCCCUGCGGCAGACAUUUAUUCUUUAGGAGUCGUAGCUUGGCAAAUGUUAUCCAGAAAAUUGCCAUUUGCUGGAUUGCACAGUCACACGAUUAUUUAUCUUUCUGCAAAAGGGUAUCGUCCCAUGGACAAUGAUGCAGACGAUGAAUCUCAAGGUGUUUAUAGAGCAUUAUAUAAACAGAUGUGGUCACAGAAUGCUACCGCUAGACCAACAAUCGACGAAGUAAUAACUACAAUCGAUGUACUAAUUUGUCCUUAAAAUUUAUUUUAAUUGUUAUUGUAGUACUUGGCAGACGUUUUCAAUAUUCCAGUAGCAGAUACGCAUAAAUUACACGUCAAAAGUUUUAUUGUACAAAAUAUAACAAAAAAAGUUACUUUUUUAUGUGUCAGGCAUUUCUCCACCAGGCACAAGCUGAAACAAAAUUUCUUGUACAAAUAAAGUAAGUUAAUAAAUAAUUGCAUUCGAAAAAGUAUUUUAAAUUUUUCAAAGCAAAAAAGAAGUAGAAAAGCUAUUAACCAUUGUGAUAUUACUCCCAUUGAGUAA